Molecule: messenger RNA, 975 nt
Organism: Triticum aestivum (bread wheat)
Lineage: Eukaryota; Viridiplantae; Streptophyta; Magnoliopsida; Poales; Poaceae
Exons: 3
Coding region: 342-854 (170 amino acids)
Source: RefSeq, a predicted model, not a curated record
UAUUCCAAAUCCAUCUUCCUCGUACGCAUCUUCUUUCCCAAACCCCCUUCCAUAUCCAUCUCUAUGUACGAUCCCAGUCGCCACUAACAGUGCUUUCUGGCACAAAAAUUCCGAGAUCUAUCGCCUCUGCCUCAUGUUUUUUCUACCUGUUCCCAGAUCUGGAUCCAUUCAUGCGCUCUCUUCCUGGGUGCGCUUCCAGGAUGUGCAAUGGCUGGUACAAGAUGUCACUCCUUUGUUUAUGUCGGCAUCCAACUGUGUGAUGGUGUGCAUGGGCACGAUCUCAACCAAAAAAGUCGGCACAGAUCCGGGACGACCGUGUUCCUCCUAGAUCCAACACCGCCAUGCCGUUUUCUACCGGAUCUUGUGUUCAACCAGAUCAAGGCCAUUGCCAAAUGGACGAGCUAAAGGCUAUGUGGUCGACGAACUCAAGAUCUGGAUCCAUUCCUGUUCUCUCUUCUUGGGCGCGCUUCAAGGAUGUGCGAUGGUUGGUACAAGUUGACACUCCUUCGUUUCUGUCAGCAUCCAACUGCGUGAUGGUGCGCGUGGGCACGAUCUCAACCGAAAAAAGUCGGCGAAGAUCGGGGGACGACCGUGUUCCUCCUAGAUCCAGCACCGACGCACUGUUUUUUUGCUGGAUCUCGCGUUCAGCCAGAUCAAGGUCAUUGCUAGAUGGACGAGCUAAAGGCUAUGCGGUCGACAAACUCGAGAUUUGGAUCCGUUCUUCCGCUUUCUUCUUGGGUGCGCUUCAAGGAUGUGUGUUGGCUGGUACAAGAUGUCCCUCCUUCGUUUCUGUCGACAUCCAACUAUGUGAUGGUGCGCCUGGGCAUGAUCUUGACCGAACAAAGUUAGCGUAGAUCGGGGACGACCGUGUUCCUCCCAGAUCCAGCACUGCCCCGCUGUUUCUACCGGAUCUCAUGUUCAACCAGAUCAAGGCCAUUGUUAGAUGGACGAGCUAAAGGCUAUGUGGCUUCCAAA